CGAGCCAGCCACGGCCACAGAUCGGCUGCCAACUAGACCAGAACUCAACCCCAUUGCCUCUCAUCAAGCCGAUCGCACUCCGGGUCGCCGAGACAGACGACGCCAUGGACGACUUUAUCGAUCCCUCGCGCAGCAACCCUCUGCAGGGAUGGACCUGCUCAUCCAACGAAGCCGUCAGCUUCGCCCUGGUCAUGCCCGACGACAUUGUCUCCGGGACGAUCGACGAGUCCAUCACGUUUUCGCCAAAGUACACCUAUCCCUUCUUUGGGCAAGAGGAGCUCAUAUUCGGAUACAAGGGGCUAUCGAUCGAGCUCUACUUUACAUCUGGCUCGCUGUAUCCCUACUUCAACGUGAGCUACGAGGAUAAAAUCACACUCGAGAUCGCCGGAUCGCUAUGCAAGGCACAGGAACUGCUGCCGCCGCUGUUGGAAAAGUGGCCUCAGUCCUCGUCGGGACAGCUGUGGACCAACGAUAUGAGCUACUUUCGAAAGAGAGUCGAGGAAGAUGCCAAGACCUUCCGACCGAUGGGGACCAAGAUCUUCGAGUACGAGAAGGACGACGCUGUCUACGAGAUCUACCAUUGCACCUUUGAUACACCCAGGUUCAAGGAGUACCACCGUCGACUACAGUUCUUCCUGCUGUUCUAUAUCGAGGCUGCUUCGUACAUCCAGGAGGACGACAAGCGCUGGGAUAUUUAUCUUCUGUUCGAAAAGGUCAACGAGGGAGGCAGGCUCUUCUACAACAUUGUCGGAUACACGACCUGCUAUCGCUUUGUGUACUUUGAGAGGUGCGCAAUCGACAGAGAGAGCGAGAGCAGAGGCGAGAGCCCGAACACUGCUGCAAGAACCAGAAUCCGGAUCAGUCAAUUUUUGAUUCUGCCGCCGUACCAGGAAAACGGCCACGGCAAGAUGCUCUAUACGACACUGUUUUCGCUUUGGCAGAGCGAUGCAGAUAUCGCAGAUAUUGUUGUCGAAGACGAGAACGACGGCUUCGCAACCCUGCGGGAUCGAUGUGAUCUGCGGUACCUGAUGGCCAAGAACGCCUUUGCCGGUGUCAAGUUCCCGAUGACGCUCCAUGAUAUUGCAGAGUUUGGGAAGCCACACAAGAUUGGACGGAUGCAAGCCGAGCGACUGCUCGAGCUCGGUCUCUUGAAAAGCCUCGCACCCAGCGACAAAGCCAGCUACCGCAAGCAAGUCAUCAGGCGACUCUACCAGUACAACGAGACGGAGCUCUCGGGACUGGAGCCCGCAGAAAUGAAGAAGAAGCUGAACGAUGCGUACAGCGCCAAACUGGAGGAAUACCGAGAGGUCCUCAACACCAUCUGAUCGGGACGGGAGAACAUAUCCACCGUGGGCGAAUGUGCGGACACUCGGGGGGAACCAAGCGGGAUGGAAAGGAGGGGAACAUGCCGAUGAAUGUCCGUCAUGACCGAUUCAACAAGCCAGCGUGUUCGGCAGAUGGGCGUGCGCUUGGGCCUUUGAUGGCUGGUGGGCGGGGCUGUGUGAAUGCCAGCGUCUUUGAGCAUUCAACAGUUGCAUCAGCACAG
This is a messenger RNA of Polychytrium aggregatum, 1546 nucleotides long. Its product is annotated as acyl-CoA N-acyltransferase. The transcript is spliced from 12 exons. Bases 105 to 1325 code for a protein of 406 amino acids. Gene Ontology annotation, molecular function: histone H4 acetyltransferase activity. The record is from RefSeq and is a predicted model, not a curated record. Gene Ontology annotation, cellular component: nucleus. NCBI's taxonomy places the organism in Eukaryota, Fungi, Chytridiomycota, Chytridiomycetes, Polychytriales. Gene Ontology annotation, biological process: subtelomeric heterochromatin formation.